AUGUGCCCGUCAAGACUAGAGCCAGAUGGCCUUCCAGCCAAUGAGUUCUCCAUCUUGACGCCCAAUGCUAUGCUUGGCUACGGGUACAACUCAGAUCAUUUUUGGUAUGGUAUCAAAAAGUAUAGGCCCGCAGCUAUCAUCGUGGAUAGUGGCUCUACCGACGGCGGACCAUACAAGCUUGGAAUGGGCAAGAUGACUUGUGGUCGAGGAUCGUACAUCCGCGACCUGGAGCCCAUUCUGGCCGCAUGUUUCCACCACAAGAUCAAGGUGCUCAUAGGCUCUGUGGGCGGCGAUGGCAGCAACAAGCAUGUCGCUGAAAUGCUUGCCAUCGUUUCCGAGAUCGCCGAUCGAGAGGGUUACUCAUUUAAGAUUGCAACUAUCGAGGCGGGGAUAGACCGAGAACUCAUCAAAGGACGUCUAGCCGAUGGUCGUGUUGGCCCGUGUGGUCCUGUAGAUCCCUUGACUCAAGAAGAUGUGGAAUCGGCCGUCGACGUCCGCGUUCUGCCCGAUAUUGCAUGGCAUAUGGGCAAGAUCAUGGAGUGCGGCGGCAUCUGUGCCGUUCCCAAAGGGCGGUCUAUGAUUGCCACCAUGCGCAAGGACUCGUUUGAUCUCACGCCUCUGUCGCCAGCAGAACGAUGUACUCCCCUGUCAGUUGCUGCACAUACGCUAUACGAAAAGACAAGACCCGACCGCCUCCCUGGUCCUGGGGGUGUGCUUGAUCUCGACAAUGCAUCGUACGAACAGGUCACAGAAAAGACCUGUCGAGUUUCUGGGGCAAAGUUCAUCACGACUCCGUACCAGGUGAAGCUCGAGGGCGUUACUCACUUGGGUUACCGGACCAUCUUCAUUGGCGGCAUCAGAGACCCAAUUCUGAUCGGCCAGAUCAACGACUUUUUGGAGAGGGUCCGUCAGUACUCACAGAAUCUCUUCCCUGAACUCGACCAGUCUGAGAAGUGCCGGCUCAUCUACCAUGUUUACGGACAGAACGGCGUCAUGGGUCCACUAGAGUCUGAGAAGUCCACACCUCAUGAGAUAGCCGUCAUGGGUGAGGUCGUUGCGCCAACAUCGGAGCUGUCCCACACCAUUGCGAACAACGUCAGGGCAUCCAUCUUGCACUUCCCAUAUCCAGGUCAAGUGGCUACCACAGGCAACUUCGCGAGCCCUCUUUCACCGCACGAGCAGGAUGCUGGCGGUGUCUUCAAGUUCAGCCUAUACCAUCUGGUAGACCUCAACGAGGGAGAGGAGACGUCGUUGUUUCCUAUCACAAGCCAUCAAGUCGGUUCUACGCAAGCUUCCCCUACACCUCUACCGAUCUUGGCAGAUAAGACAUUCAAAGAACUUGACAAUGGCGAACUCGCACCCCUCACUACCAAAGAUGUCCCCAACCACAACACCGAGCUCAAGAAUCUGGCACGCAUCAUCCGUUCAAAGAACUCUGGGCCGUUUGAGAUGACUUUCGACGUCAUGUUUGACCAGAAGCACGUUUACGAUCGUGUCAAAGCCUCCAAUGUCUUGACUAACAAAACCAUCAAGAAGCUCUACCAAGUCAAGGACGAUGAUAUCCUUACCAACAUGUACUUUGAGCCUGCACUGGCCUGGAAGUGUACCAUCAAGCGACCAUGGGCCCAGGGAAGUGUAGGCGAGUUGGAUACUCUUGGCACGCAGCAGCAUGGUCCACUUCUGAACAUUAUGGUGCCUGCCUUCAAGCCCGAGAGCAAUGGUGCGGUGGACGGCAUUACCAGGACCAACGGCAUCUCCAAGGCCAACGGAUACGGGCGAAGCUCAUUCACAGCCAAGCACGUAGUCGAGGAAAUUUGGCAGGGUCUGGGCCUCCCUACCGAAGCGCUCAGCUCACUCGAUCUCCCCGGGGACGAUGGAAAGCCUCAACUUCCUUCCUCGUACAAGAUCGGUAUCCUGGCCCAGAGCUCAAUUGCUUUGUCUGCGCUGGCAGCGGCUCAGAUUGAAGCCUUACGCGCCGACUCAUCGGUUCCUCAUGUUCAAGUGCCUGCUGAGCAUGCAACCGUCGAGUUCAAGUCCGAGAGGCUUUACAUCCUCGAUGGAAAGUCUACUCCUUCUCCCUGGGGCCCGAUUGGCGGACUUCACAAGACCUCGGAUGGUCACGUUCGCGUCCACGACUCAUUUCCCAACCACCGACAUGGCAUACUCGAACUGAUGGGGUUGCCAUUGAAUGCAACUCGUGAUCAGCUUUCUCAGAAGAUUUCCUCUUGGGCUGCCGUUGAUCUUGAGAAUGUUGCCAUCGACAGCAAGCUUGCUACAUACGCACUGAGAUCCUAUCAGCAGUGGGACUCGUUACCACAGUCUAAAGCCCUCAUCGAUUUCCCCAUCUCCCUCAAACAGCUCACCAAGGGAGACAACACGGGUCUCCCGAAUCGACUGUUGACCGCUCAAGGCUCAGGAUGCCUUCGUGGUCUCCGGGUAUUGGACAUGAGUCGUGUCAUUGCUGCUCCUCUGUGUGGCAAGACGCUCGCUGCUCAUGGCGCAGAUGUUAUCUGGGUUACAUCACCCAACCUGCCUGACCUUCCCACCAUGGACAGAGACCUUGGCCGGGGCAAGCGCACUGUUCAAUUGGACAUUAAAAGGCCCGAGGACAAGGAACAUCUUCUGCAACUGAUCAAAGAUUGCGAUGUAUUCCUGCAGGGUUUCCGACCCGGCAGUCUGGCCUCCUAUGGACUAUCCCCAGAGCAGCUCCUCAAGGUCAACCCAAAUCUGAUCUUUGCCAACAUGUCUGCAUUUGGACCCGAGGGCCCAUGGUCUGGCAGGCGUGGAUAUGACUCACUUGUUCAGACUUGCUCAGGUAUGAAUAUUUCAGAGGCUGAACACGCGGGCGAGGGCGAAGCAGCGCGCCCAACUCCGUGCCAGGCUCUCGAUCACGCUGGCGGCUACUUUCUUGCCACAGGCGUUAUUGCAGCUCUUUAUCGACAGGCCAUAGAAGGAGGCUCUUGGAAGGUAGACGCCUCUCUCGCUGGAACGAUGAAGUAUCUACGCAGCUUGGGGCAAUACCCUGGGGCCACUGGAUUCGAGGCCAAGGAUUUUCAGAAGCCCGAUGAUGUACCACAACACUACUACGAGACCAAGGAUACUGGUUUUGGGGCCAUGCAGGCCAUUAGGCACAGUGCUACCGUCAAGGGUCAUCAAGUUGGAUGGGAUGUAAUGCCAAAGCCAUUGGGCUCGGACAAGGCAGAGUGGCUGUAG
Molecule: messenger RNA, 3213 nt
Organism: Fusarium vanettenii 77-13-4
Lineage: Eukaryota; Fungi; Ascomycota; Sordariomycetes; Hypocreales; Nectriaceae
Exons: 2
Coding region: 1-3213 (1070 amino acids)
Molecular function (GO): catalytic activity
Source: RefSeq, a predicted model, not a curated record